This is a messenger RNA of Plasmopara halstedii, 174 nucleotides long. RefSeq lists its product as uncharacterized. NCBI's taxonomy places the organism in Eukaryota, Oomycota, Peronosporomycetes, Peronosporales, Peronosporaceae. Bases 1 to 174 code for a protein of 57 amino acids. The record is from RefSeq and is a predicted model, not a curated record. The transcript has 2 exons.
AUGUUGCACUUUACCCGUGCCUUUGCACCUCGUCGUGUAAAAAGCCGACCGUCGGUACGAAUUACACGUUCACAGUGCGUCAUGGCUGUACGCACGAUAAAUUUUACAAGUGAUAAUCGUCUGACAAAUGACUAUAUGAGUCGCCCUUCGAGCGACAAAGUGUUGUUGUUGUAA